AUGUUGACCAAUCUCCUUGGUGCUCAUGAUCCCAUCCUAACUCUCACCAUCAUAAAUCAUCUUACCACCAAACUACUUUCUGCCCUUGUAAUGCUCCAUGAAAUGAAGGGUGUUUCUGAGAGGUUCAUGCCUCCGAAACAAGGGGGAGAAGGUGCUUAUGUUGUUCCAUCGAAAGUGAUUGUAAAAACCGAAAGUGCUCAACCGAGAGUGACUGUGAAAACAGAAACAAAAACUAUACACCCAGAAGUCAAAGUCACAACCGAACUGAAGGAUAAUGUAGCUUCAGGUUCUGGUCCACAUGAAAAGCAAAAGGAGACUGCUGAUGAUAGUGAUAGUGAUGUUGGUGAAACAAUUGCUGAGGCUCUCCAAAGAAAGAAGAGAGAACGAGAGCUAAAUGAAAAUUUGAAAGUUGUGAAGGAAGAAGAGGAGAGGGAAAGGAGAUCCAAGAUUUCGGUUCCUAUCGGUCCUCCACCCACUACUUCACAACCAACGACUUCUUUACCACCAACUCCAUUAGUUACUACUAUUCCAAUUUCUACAUCUCCAUUACCACCUCCUAUAAUUUCACAAUCAACCAUCACUACUAUUCCUGACCCAACAGUGGAAGUCAACGUAUCUGAUACGGGGGCAACUACUACAACCAAAACUCCAGUAAUCACUAAACCUCUUUCACCUGCCAACUCAACCGAUUCCGGUGCCACUCUUGGUGGAGAGAAUGAUGAGUAUGACUCUAGAUACUUCGGUCCAUAUCGGCUUCCAUCUGAUGAAGACAAUGAUGCUCCUGUCAACAGCCAACAUUUACAGAGCAUUCAUGAAAAGCUGGAUCAUUUGCUUGAAGACAGCAAGGCUUAUAGUGGUGUGGUUCUUAAAGCUUUUAUGGAGACUGCCAUAGAACAAUAG
This is a messenger RNA of Lactuca sativa (garden lettuce), 900 nucleotides long. Lineage: Eukaryota; Viridiplantae; Streptophyta; Magnoliopsida; Asterales; Asteraceae. The record is from RefSeq and is a predicted model, not a curated record.